Electrophorus electricus (electric eel) is the source of this 5012-nucleotide messenger RNA. It is a transcript of the gene igf1rb, whose product is annotated as insulin-like growth factor 1b receptor. Gene Ontology annotation, molecular function: insulin receptor substrate binding; ATP binding; insulin receptor activity. NCBI's taxonomy places the organism in Eukaryota, Metazoa, Chordata, Actinopteri, Gymnotiformes, Gymnotidae. Gene Ontology annotation, cellular component: plasma membrane; axon; insulin receptor complex. The record is from RefSeq and is a predicted model, not a curated record. Gene Ontology annotation, biological process: multicellular organism development; regulation of JNK cascade; protein autophosphorylation.
GGGAGGGAGAAAGGGGGCUGCAGUUGACGAAACCAUUUUAAGACCGACGGAUAUUUUUUGCGUCUUUCCUCAUCUGAGUAGCUCUUAAAUUUAGGACGAUUCGCCUUUCCACUCCUCUAGUGAAAACUAAUCACCCUGCCGCCUAUGAAGAUCUAGCACCCCUUUCGCAUCCACGUCUCCCGAAGCUAGCUUCCUAGCUCGCUGGUUCCCGUUAGCUUGCCAGGCUAGCUCGCAACGGGGUUUAUUUCAUUGGCUUGGGUGGCUAGCCAGUUCAGCUAUCUUAAAAAAAAAAAAAAAAACCACUGUCGACCAGACUGCGCGUCCUCAGGUUGUGAAAGAAAUGGAGUCUGAAGAUGCGGGGUUUCAAAUCGAUGCGUCGAGUUUUGGGGUUUUCGGACAUACGUCGUCUAGGGUCGCUCAGCAAUAGUAAACACAUCCGAACAUCCCUAACGGUUAUACGUCCCAUGCUGAAGAAAAAGCGAACCAAAUUGGUUAGCUAGCUUGGCUAACUGGAUUGAGAGCCCUUCUACAGCGGAUUCCGAAGAAAUUCCUACACACACGAGAAGGCAAUAGGACAGCCAGCUAUCGGCUAGCAUUACUAUCUCUUAGCUAGCUUGUAUGUCCAUUCUUAGCUGAAACCCAAGUUUUGCCAAGAAGACGCCAAGCUGAGCCACUCGGAUAAUAAAAGCUAAAGAAUUUACAGAAAUUUUUGUAUUUCAAAAAAAGACUGAAGAACGAACCAACCCUAGCUGGCGGGUUAACUUCUAAAGUGUCAAAACCAUUUUUUCCUUACUUUUUACCAAGUGUUUACAGGAAUGAAGUCUUGGACAGCACGGAAUCUUUUGACCUUGUUUUGUGGUCUGCUGCUGCCCCUCACCAGUCUUUGCCAAUGGCCCGCAAAUGACGAAAUCUGUGGUCCAGCCAUUGACAUUGGAAAUGACAUCAGCGAUUUCAAGAAACUGGAGAACUGUACAGUGGUUGAGGGCUACCUGCAGAUUCUCCUCAUUGGAAACAAGAACAACAACCCCAACCAAGAUGUCUUCCGCACACUCAGUUUUCCCAAACUGACUAUGAUUACUGACUAUCUUCUCCUCUUCCGUGUUUCUGGGCUGGACAGCCUGAGCACCCUCUUCCCAAACCUGACGGUCAUUCGAGGCCGCAAUCUCUUCUACAACUAUGCCCUGGUCAUUUUCGAGAUGACCAGCUUGAAGGACAUAGGCCUGUACAAUUUGCGCAACAUCACUCGAGGUGCGAUACGGAUCGAGAAGAAUCCAGAGCUCUGUUACUUGGAUUCUGUCGACUGGUCUCUCAUUAUGGAUGCCGAGUUCAACAACUUCAUUGACGGAAACAAGCAGUCCAAGGAGUGUGGGGAUGUUUGCCCAGGAAUCAUGGAUGAUAACCCUGAAUGCAUCAAGACCAGCUUCAAUGAUCACUAUAACUACCGCUGCUGGACCUCCAACCACUGCCAGAAAGUGUGCCCAGAGCGGUGUGGGCAGCGGGCAUGCACGAGCUCGGGCGAGUGCUGCCACCCCGAGUGCCUGGGCAGCUGCACAGUGCCAGACAGCGACAGGGCAUGCGCCGCCUGCCAGCACUAUUACCACGAGGGCCGCUGCGUGCCGGACUGCCCACAAGACACCUACAAGUUUGAGGGCUGGCGCUGCAUCACCAUGGAUUUGUGCUCCCGCAUCCACCUGCCAGACUACGAGCAAUUCGUCAUCCAUGGAAGGGAAUGCAUGUCGGACUGCCCACCAGGCUUCACCCGCAGUGAGGGCCAGAGUAUGUUAUGCAACGCCUGUGAUGGCUUGUGUGACAAGUUAUGUGAAGUGAAGGUCAUUGACUCAGUGGAUGCUGCACAGUCCCUGAAAGAUUGCACUGUUAUCAGAGGCAACCUGCACAUUAACAUCCGCCGUGGCAAUAAUAUAGCCUCUGAGCUGGAGAAGUUCCUAGGCCUCAUAAAGACAGUGACAGGAUAUGUGAGGAUUCGUCAUUCUCACACACUGGGCUCGCUGUCCUUCCUUAAAAGUCUACGUUACAUCAAUGGAGAAGAGCUCUAUGAGAACAUGUAUGCCUUCUCCGCACUGGACAACCAGAACCUCCAGUUCCUGUGGGACUGGUCGCAGCACAAUCUGACCAUCCAUGCAGGAAAACUCUUCUUCCGCCUCAACCCCAAACUGUGCAUGUCGGAGAUCCGCAAGAUGUGGAUGAAGACUGGCAUCAAGGAGAGGUUUGUUGAGGAGGAAUUCCGCAACAAUGGAGACCGCGCAAGCUGUGAAAGUAAGACUCUAAAAUUCAUUACCAAUACUACUGGAAGUACUACAAUAAUGUUAACGUGGGAACGUUAUCGACCGCCGGAUUACAGAGACCUCGUCAGUUUCGUAGUUUACUACAAAGAAGCGCCUUAUCAGAAUAUCACUGAGUUUGACGGUCAAGACGGCUGUGGGUCCAACAGCUGGAUGACUGUGGAUGUGGACCUAUCCCAGGACCGAAACAAGAACCCUGGUGUCUUCUUGUCUGGCCUCAAGCCCUGGACCCAGUACGCCAUCUUUGUGAAGGCUGUCACCUUGGUGGUGGAAGAUAAAGACAGACACAUUCUUGGGGCCAAGAGCGACCUGGUGUAUAUUUGGACUAAACCUUCAGCACCCACGAUGCCUGUCGAUGUCCGUGCCUAUUCCAACUCAUCCUCGAGUUUAGUGGUUCGCUGGUCUCCUCCUGUGUCUCCAAAUGGGAAUCACACCUUCUAUCUGCUCCGCUGGCAGCAGCAGGGGGAAGACCGCGAGCUCUACCAACACAACUACUGUUCCAAAGAGCUAAAGAUUCCCAUCCGGAUCUCUGCCACGGGAGUGACGGACCUUGUGGAGGACACAAAGCCUGCCAAUCCAGACGCAGGUGGGCGGGACCAAACCCCUUGCUGUCCAUGCCCCAAGUCAGAAAAAGAACUCAAGAGGAUUGAGGAUGACAUUUACUACCGCAAAGCCUUCGAGAACUUCCUCCACAACUCCAUCUUUAAACCUAGGCCUCCUGACCGGCGGCGGAGGGACGUGUUCGGCAUAGCCAACGGCACUCUGACGCGCAACCCGCUCCCCACGAACGGCAGCUUGGCCGAGGGCAACUGGUCGACGGCCGCCGCCACCCCCAGGCACGACUAUCCCUUCCUGGAGCGGAAGGUGCUGGAGAGGAGUGCGGAGAUCCGCGGCCUGCAGCCGUUCACCGUCUACCGCAUCGACCUGCAUGCCUGUAACGACGCGGUCCAGCAGUGCAGCGCCGCUGCCUUCGUCUUCUCCCGGACCAAGCCAGCGGACAAGGCAGACAACAUCCCCGGCCAUGUGAGCUGGGAGGACCAGGACGACACGGUGAUCCUGAAGUGGCCAGAGCCAGCUAGGCCCAAUGGCCUCAUCCUGCUCUACGAGAUCCAGUUCCGCCUUGGCUCAGAGCUGGAGAAGCACGAGUGCAUUUCCCGCCAACACUACAGGGAGCAGCGGGCCUUGCGCCUCACCAACCUGGGCCCGGGCAACUACUCAGCUCGCGUGCGGGCCACGUCGCUGGCCGGGAACGGCUCGUGGACAGAGCCCGUUGCCUUCUACGUGAUGCGGCACGAGCGAUACGAGAACUUCCUCUUCCUCAUGAUCAUCCCUGUCGUGUUCAUCUUGGCUAUCCUUGGAGUCACUUUUCUAGUGGUCAGUAAGAAAAGGAACAGUGACAGGCUGGGGAAUGGUGUUCUGUAUGCCUCCGUCAACCCAGAGUACUUCAGCGCCGCAGAAAUGUACGUGCCUGACGAGUGGGAGGUGGCGCGCGAAAAGAUCACCAUGUGCAGAGAACUGGGCCAGGGCUCCUUCGGCAUGGUGUACGAGGGCAUCGCCAAGGGCGUCGUCAAGGACGAGCCGGAAACUAGGGUGGCCAUCAAAACGGUCAACGAGUCGGCCAGCAUGCAUGAGCGGAUCGAAUUCCUCAAUGAGGCUUCUGUCAUGAAGGAGUUUAACUGUCACCAUGUGGUGCGUCUGCUGGGCGUGGUCUCGCAGGGACAGCCCACUCUAGUCAUUAUGGAACUAAUGACACGUGGCGAUCUGAAGAGUUAUCUACGAACACUGCGAUCCAAAGAGAGCACCUCCAGCCUUCCUCUGCCCCCGCUGAAGAAGAUGAUCCAGAUGGCUGGGGAGAUAGCGGACGGCAUGGCGUACCUCAAUGCCAACAAGUUCGUUCACCGAGACCUGGCAGCGAGGAACUGCAUGGUGGCUGAAGACUUCACCGUUAAAAUUGGGGAUUUUGGCAUGACACGGGACAUUUAUGAGACUGAUUACUACAGAAAGGGCGGGAAAGGCCUCCUACCGGUGCGCUGGAUGUCUCCUGAAUCCCUCAAAGACGGAGUCUUCACCACCAUGUCUGACGUUUGGUCCUUCGGAGUGGUGUUAUGGGAGAUAGCCACCCUGGCUGAGCAGCCCUACCAGGGCAUGUCCAACGAGCAGGUGCUGCGCUUCGUCAUGGAGGGAGGCCUGCUGGAUAAGCCCGACAACUGCCCCGAUAUGCUGUUCGAGCUGAUGCGAAUGUGCUGGCAGUACAACCCCAAGAUGCGACCCUCCUUCCUGGAGAUCAUCAGCAGCAUCAAGGAAGACUUGGAUCCGCCUUUCAAGGAGGUCAGCUUCUUCUACAGCGAGGAGAACAAACCCCCCGACACAGAGGAGCUGGACAUGGAGAACGUGGGCGCCAUGGAGAACGUCCCCCUGGAGCCCUCCACCACCCUGCAACCUCUCGCAGCCACCUCGGCCUCCCCGCAGCAGGGUGGAGCCCUGGGUUCCACUGCUCCACCGGGUUCCUCACCCCCUUCCUCGUCGCCAGGCUCGUCGGGGCUGUCCACAGACAAGCGCCCAGGCCCCACCUCGGCUGCCGCCUCCGCCAACGGGCCGGCCGUCGUGCUAAGGGGCCCGUUUGACGAGAACCAGCCUUACGCGCACAUGAACGGAGGCCGAAAGAACGAGCGUGCCUUGCCCUUGCCUCAGUCAUCAGCAUGCUGAUCCGGA